Messenger RNA from Suillus plorans, 586 nucleotides. RefSeq lists its product as uncharacterized. The record is from RefSeq and is a predicted model, not a curated record. NCBI's taxonomy places the organism in Eukaryota, Fungi, Basidiomycota, Agaricomycetes, Boletales, Suillaceae. The transcript has 2 exons. Bases 164 to 460 code for a protein of 98 amino acids.
AACCCAUCUGCAGAUCCAGACGUCACUAAAACUGCUACACGGUUCGCUUACGACCACUCCAUCCUCGACACCAAGGUGCGUUUCGUUACGUCUUCAUGCCCAUUGCCCAUACAUCAGCAUACGCGCAUCCCCCUAUUUGCAGACGAUCAUCGCUCAAAAGGCAAUGCCGAACAUUAAGGGCCACAGCGGUGUCCUGUCCGCAGAAGCGUGGCUUAGGUACGGAUUUCAUGAGAACAGGUUUACGUCCGGUUUAGGCGCCGUCGUAGAGCGUAUCGACGGCGUUCAGCUUCCAUUCGAGAUAGCUGGCGCUGAUCGCGAACCUCGUGUUGUCUCUCUUGUUCCGUUCUUUGGGUUCUUGAAAGUCACUGGUAUACGUGCUGUAGUUGACACAGCUUUGACAUUAGUUCUCCUUAUCAAGUUUAUCGUACAGUCGUGUCAAAAGCUCCGUCAUAUACAAUAGCAAUUUAGAGUCGAUAUAUCUAUACAUGAUGUUCAAGCCAUUAAUGCUACAUUGACGACAAGUUAUGAGAGUGCAUGUGGUGUAAUGCGAAAGUGAUAUCCGAUCAUCAGUGGUAAACGGUUCGAU